AUGGCUACGAUGACAGGAAGCUCGGCUGCGGCGGGCGCGAAGUCAUUUGACAUCGUCGCAACAUACAAUGAGCUCCUGCGCUCCGAUCCCGAUCUCACAAUGCCCAUUGCGGCCAUUGAAGCUCUUGUGCUACUUCUGACGAAGGAGCCCUCCUCGACAAUUUCCGAAACCCUUGAUCUCCUGGAAAAGUCUACCGCACACUUGAAAAAGGCCAUCCCCAACCCCAUCGGUCUGUCGGCCGGAACCGAUCUUUUCCAACGAUACCUCAUCACCACAUUACAACGACCUGGUCAGCUCGGUCCUGCCGGCGACUUUAAAGCCAUCCGCACACAUCUAUUGUCAAAUGGACGACUGUUCAUUCGGCGCGCAAAGGAGAGCCGAGAGAAGAUCGCGACCUUUGGACGAGGGUUCAUCCGUGAUGGCUGCACGGUGCUCACCAACGGUGGAUCCAGAGCCGUCGCAUCUCUGUUGCAGAAGGCUGCAGAUGAUGAAGGCGGCCCCUCGGCGGUGCGCUUCCGGGUCAUUUACGUCUUGUCCUCGUUCAAGAAUGCCGACGAACCUUCUGGGGAGCCGGAGGGUAUGGAGACAGUGCGGGCUUUGAGAGCCAAAGGUGUCCCCGUAUCAACGAUCCCGGAAUCAGCAGUCGCAUACGCUCUCGGAAAAACAGAUAUGGUUAUUGUCGGUGCGGAGGGUGUGGUCGAGAACGGUGGUAUUGUGUCCCGCAUGGGCACCUACCAGAUUGGCCUUCUGGCCAAGGCAAUUGGGAAACCCUUCUAUGUGGUAGCAGAGAGCCACAAGUUCGUCCGGCUGUACCCCUUGGGCCAGUAUGAUCUGCCAAUCAACCAGCACGUCAUCGAUUUCAAAUCAGAUGAUGACAUUACCGAGCAGAAAGAGGAAUCGGCCACCCCCAAUACCAAUGGAAACCAACAAAUUGAGCUACCGCUUUGCGAUUCGGUGGACUUCACGCCCCCAUAUCUCAUUUCGGCGCUUAUUACCGACAGCGGUGUCUUGACGCCUAGUGCUGUCAGUGAGGAGUUGAUCAAGAUUUGGUUCUAA
Penicillium cinerascens is the source of this 1056-nucleotide messenger RNA. Its product is annotated as translation initiation factor eIF2B subunit alpha. Gene Ontology annotation, cellular component: eukaryotic translation initiation factor 2B complex. The record is from RefSeq and is a predicted model, not a curated record. Bases 1 to 1056 code for a protein of 351 amino acids. The transcript is spliced from 2 exons. Lineage: Eukaryota; Fungi; Ascomycota; Eurotiomycetes; Eurotiales; Aspergillaceae. Gene Ontology annotation, molecular function: translation initiation factor activity; guanyl-nucleotide exchange factor activity. Gene Ontology annotation, biological process: translational initiation.